UCACCAUCAUACACUUGGAGAAGUUGAGUUACAGAGAGAGACUUGAAGAUGAUUCGGUCUUUGAUUGAGAGAAUAUUACAUAAGAGUCUGUCGCUCCUUGUGGGCAGAAGAUCUGCAACCCGCCAGUCGGAUGAGGAUGAAGAAGUGGCAGCGGGAAAUAAUAAGGCAGUGCCUGCCGAUGUAAUGGACGGCCAAUUUGCAGUUCUUGCAAUCGAAGGUAAAGAAGCGAAAAGGUUUAUCCUUGAACUAGACUACUUGGCUGACCCGGAAUUCUUGGAGCUGCUAGACCGGGCUCGGGAAGAGUACGGUUUUGGACAGCAAGGAGCUCUUUCAGUGCCUUGCCGCCCUCAAGAAUUAGAGAAGAUCCAGGAGAGUCGCAGCAGGAGAAACUCGCUGUCAACAUAGAGACAACUACUGCAAGUUUAUUGCAUUUCCAGUCGGCUCGGUCUCAGGGAACAUAUCUGGGAAUGAAACUGUUCAUCAAUAGUUUUGAACUGUCGUGCUAAAUAAUGCAGUUAACCAAAGUCAGUUUAGUAAAUAUGUAUAACAAUCUGUUUGGUCCCGACAUAAUUACAUAAAAUAUAUUAGUAAGUGCUGAACCUAGAUAUAUACCCACAUAAUACUCUUGUUUUCUCCUCUCUUCCUCACUCUGAUUCUCUCCCAAAUCUCAAUCUUCACACGGCAUAAGGGCUUCCUUUAACGACUAUAUGUUAGUCUACCAAAGGUUCUUUCAUCCUUUCUCAAUGAAGCUGGAGAAUAUAUAUAUAUAUAUAUAUAUAUAGCAAGAUAGAGGGAUGAGGGAAGUUUGAUGGGUAACUAAGUGGGAUGUGAAACCCUGUUUCAAAAAUUAAUUGUUGAGGUGGGAGAAUCAAUUCAUUUAAAUAGUUUAUUAAGCAUCUCAUAUUAUUCAACUUGGAAUAUGGUACCCAUACUACUAAGUCUCCAUUAGGGUUUCAUAAUUUCCAGCUAGGAGUGUGGCAUUGUAUAACUAUAGAGAUCAUAGCAGAAUGUGCAGAAUGGAUGAAAGAAAGCAAGAUCUGUCAGCCUCAGAAUAAUUUCUAUUUAAUUGUUAAUUAGUUGUAACUAAUUUUGUUAGACUUCACAUAGUAUAUUUAUUGUGUAUAUAUACUCUUGUAUUAUACUAUUUUUACAAUCAAUGAAGAAUACAUUUUUCA
Molecule: messenger RNA, 1175 nt
Organism: Prosopis cineraria
Lineage: Eukaryota; Viridiplantae; Streptophyta; Magnoliopsida; Fabales; Fabaceae
Product: auxin-responsive protein SAUR32-like
Exons: 1
Coding region: 49-405 (118 amino acids)
Biological process (GO): response to auxin
Source: RefSeq, a predicted model, not a curated record